AUGGCGGACGAAGUGUACGAUGGUGCCAUUGGCAUUGACCUUGGCACGACUUACUCGUGUGUGGCCAACUAUGAGGGCGCCGGUGUUGAGAUCAUCGCCAACGAGCAAGGAAGCUUCACGACCCCCUCCUUCGUCUCCUUCACGUCGGAAGAGCGUCUCAUCGGCGAGGCAGCGAAGAACCAGGCGGCCAUGAACCCGGCAAACACCGUCUUCGACGUCAAGCGAUUGAUCGGUCGCCGCUUCGACGACCCCACAGUCAAGAAGGAUAUCGAGUCAUGGCCGUUCAAGGUCAUCGACGAUGACAACAACCCCAAGGUGCAGGUCGAGUACUUGGGCGAGACCAAGGUCUUCUCACCGCAGGAGAUCUCCGCCAUGGUGUUGGGCAAGAUGAAGGAAGUCGCCGAGACGAAGCUGGGCAAGAAGGUCUCCAAGGCCGUCAUCACCGUCCCAGCCUACUUCAACGACAACCAGCGCCAAGCCACCAAAGACGCCGGCGCCAUCUCCGGCCUCAACGUCCUCCGCAUCAUCAACGAGCCCACCGCUGCCGCCAUCGCCUACGGCCUCGGCGCCGGCAAGUCUGACAAAGAGCGCAACGUUCUGAUCUACGAUCUCGGCGGUGGCACCUUCGAUGUCUCUCUCCUCAACAUCCAAGGCGGCGUCUUCACCGUCAAGGCCACGGCUGGCGACACGCAUUUGGGUGGUCAGGACUUCGACACCAACCUUCUGGAACACUUCAAGAAGGAAUUCCAGCGGAAGUACAAGAAAGACAUCUCCGGCGACCCACGUGCGCUGCGUCGUCUCCGAACGGCAUGUGAGCGCGCCAAGCGUACACUCUCCAACGGCACCCAGACAACGGUCGAGAUCGACUCCCUUUUUGACGGCGAGGACUUCAACGCCAACAUCACCCGCGCCCGUUUUGAAGACAUCAACAACAAGGCUUUCACUGGCACGAUCCAACCCGUCGAGCAGGUGCUGAAAGAUGCCAACAUCGAGAAGAGCAAGGUGGACGAGAUCGUGCUGGUGGGUGGCAGCACACGUAUCCCACGGAUACAGAAGCUUCUAUCCGACUUCUUCAACGGCAAGAAGCUGGAGAAGAGCAUCAACCCGGAUGAGGCGGUGGCGUACGGCGCGGCUGUGCAGGCUGGUAUUCUCAGCGGCAAGGCUACGUCUGCGGACACUCAGGAUAUGCUGUUGUUGGACGUCGUGCCGCUCUCCCUCGGCGUGGCUAUGGAAGGCAACAUCUUUGCCCCUGUGGUACCGCGUGGACAGACAGUCCCAACGAUCAAGAAGAGGACAUUCACCACAGUGGCCGACAACCAACAAACCGUCCAAUUCCCCGUAUUCCAAGGCGAGCGUGUCAACUGCGAGGACAACACCUCCCUUGGCGAAUUCACCCUCGCACCCAUUCCACCCAUGAAAGCCGGCGACGCCGUCCUAGAAGUCGUCUUCGAAGUCGACGUCAACGGCAUUCUCAAAGUGACCGCCACCGAAAAGACCUCCGGCCGCAGCGCCAACAUCACCAUCUCCAACUCCGUCGGCAAGCUCAGCAGCGGCGAAAUCGACAAGAUGGUCGAGGACGCGGCCAAGUUCAAGUCGAGUGACGACGCCUUUAGCAAGAAGUUCGAAAGCCGGCAACAACUCGAGUCGUACAUCUCGCGCGUGGAGGAGAUUGUGAGUGACCCGACGAUGAGCAUGAAGUUGAAGCGGGGCCAGAAGGAGAAGAUUGAGAGUGCGCUCAGCGAUGCGAUGGCGCAGUUGGAGAUUGAGGAUGCGAGCAGUGAGGAUUUGAAGAAGAAGGAGUUGGCGCUGAAGAGGGUGGUUACGAAGGCGAUGUCUACCCGCUAA
Messenger RNA from Baudoinia panamericana UAMH 10762, 1845 nucleotides. RefSeq lists its product as uncharacterized. Gene Ontology annotation, biological process: vesicle-mediated transport; protein refolding; cellular response to unfolded protein. The transcript is spliced from 9 exons. Gene Ontology annotation, molecular function: misfolded protein binding; heat shock protein binding; ATP-dependent protein folding chaperone. Gene Ontology annotation, cellular component: cytosol; nucleus; plasma membrane. The record is from RefSeq and is a predicted model, not a curated record. Lineage: Eukaryota; Fungi; Ascomycota; Dothideomycetes; Mycosphaerellales; Teratosphaeriaceae. The coding region runs from base 1 to 1845 and encodes 614 amino acids.